AUGAGCUGCUGCAAUGUAGUAGCGGUGAUCCUGGUGAACAUCCUUGCCCUUCCUGUCGAAAUCUUGGGCUUGCCCUUCAUGUUGCUUUGGAUUCUGCUAAUGCCAUUGGCGAGCUUUUGCUCGUCACUCAGCUUGAGGCGGCGCGCUGCUGCCCUUGACGCUCGGAAAGAAGAUCCGCUGAUUGCCCAAACCUGGGGAUCACUGGAGGAGCUCUUGUCUAGACCCGCGAUUAGCGUCGAUGCCUCUUCAUCGUGGCCCAUGAUCUUGCCGGCGGUGUUGCUGCUUCCAAUGCUCCUGGUCAACAACUUGCUCGCCAUCUUGGUCCCCCCGUACUUUGCUCACAUCGCUCGCAUGGCAAAAUGGCAUCAAACAUCUGCCACAGGAUGCGGAAAGGUGUUGUUUUCCUGGUAUUACUGGAACUGGCACCUUCUCUUUGGCACUCUGGUCGGGUACAUGGGAGAGCGGCGCGUUAGCGCCUACGCCUUUGAAGGCGAAACGCAAGGAUCGCCGGACUUUUGGUGGCACGGGCAAGGCUUCUUCACCGGAACGCACGCUCUGGCAGAUCAACUUGCCAUGGGCGCACAGGAUCGGGGACUGGGACGGGCCGCUUUUGAUGCCGUGGUUCCAGAAGUCUUCCCUCGCGAUUUAUUAAUUUUCAUGCCGAACGAGUUAGAGGCCAAGUCGACCUCCAAGUGGGCGGAAACCCGGAGGGCUCUUCAUGAUUUCUGGCUCUCGGAGCAGGGGCCAAACUACACGCAGCGGGUAGGGCACUUGAAGGGACUCGUCAAAGAAGCCUGGGCUAAUCCGAGCCUGGAGGACUUGGCCUCUAUCCAGGUAACAGCAGGCUUGGUAUCCCGUUGUGUGUUCUACGUUUUCUUCGGCGAGUGGCUAACGGGAGAGGAGGCCGAGAUCAUGAGACGAUGGGCUACAUGGGCCAAGAUACAGGUUUUGCCGCGGUUUAUGCAUCGGCUGAUGUUCAAUUUCCUCAUUGUCAAGUCAAAAGAGUUGCGUGCGGAAACCAUCAGAUUGAUCUGCCAGCGCAAGUUGGAGCAUGUUUUCACUACUAUGAAUUCUUCAUUCAGCCCGGCCAACCGUCGCAAGUAUGAUAUCGACUUGUGCAAUGAACUCAUGUUCAUAGUUGGAUUUGCUGGAAUCGGGGGACCUACUAGAGCAGCAUCUUCGGUGGGAAAGUUCCUCUUGGCACAGCAGUCAGAGGACAACACUGGAGUGGACUUUGGUGGAGCAAACAGUCAGUGGAUGGUUUCAUUGUACAAGAAGGACCCCAAGGCUUUCAUCAUGGAGACUUGUCGCAUUUCAUCUCCGGUCGGCACCUUCACCACCCGGCUGACUGCAAAAGCCGCGAAGGAGCUGGGCCUGGAUAUUGGGUCGGCACAGGAGUCGCAUGCUGCCGGGGUGAUCAACGUAAGCAAUCUGGAUCCGACCAAGUUCCCGGAGCCCUACAAAUUCGAUCCUGCACGUCCAAACUUGCCAGAUGCACUGACAUGGAAUGGAAAGGCUUUCAGCUCCAGAGAAUGUGACUACCCGCGUCUUUGUCCCGGCCGCGAGUUGAGCAUACAGAUCGUCAAAGCUCUGGUGGAGGUAGCCCUGGAGGGACAAGGAAGUUAG
Messenger RNA from Symbiodinium natans, 1626 nucleotides. The record is from the annotation of a GenBank genome assembly. Lineage: Eukaryota; Dinophyceae; Suessiales; Symbiodiniaceae.